Lutra lutra (Eurasian river otter) is the source of this 3996-nucleotide messenger RNA. RefSeq names its product ArfGAP with coiled-coil, ankyrin repeat and PH domains 3 (gene ACAP3). Gene Ontology annotation, molecular function: GTPase activator activity; protein binding. The record is from RefSeq and is a predicted model, not a curated record. The transcript has 24 exons. NCBI's taxonomy places the organism in Eukaryota, Metazoa, Chordata, Mammalia, Carnivora, Mustelidae. Gene Ontology annotation, cellular component: cytoplasm. The coding region runs from base 151 to 2649 and encodes 832 amino acids.
GCGGGGCGGCGGCGCGGCGGCCUCAAUCCGGGGCGGGCGGGCGCCGAGCGCCGCGCGGGCGGGCCGGCUGCGGGACGAGCGGGCCGGCCGGGGAUGCUGCUCGGAGCGCCGCGGUCCUCGGGCCAGUGAGCGCCGCGCGCCGCCGCAGCCAUGACGGUGGAGUUCGAGGAGUGCAUCAAGGACUCGCCGCGCUUCAGGGCUACCAUUGACGAGGUGGAGACGGACGUGGUGGAGAUGGAGGGCAAACUGGACAAGCUGGUCAAACUGUGCAGUGGCAUGAUCGAGGCCGGCAAGGCCUACGUCACCACCAACAGGCUCUUCCUGAGUGGCGUUCGAGACCUGUCCCAGCAGUGCCAGGGCGACGCCGUCAUCUCGGAAUGCCUGCAGAGGUUUGGAGACAGCCUCCAGGAGAUGGUCAACUACCACAUGAUCCUGUUCGACCAGGCCCAGAGGUCUGUGCGGCAGCAGCUCCACAAUUUUGUCAAAGAGGACGUGCGGAAGUUCAAGGAGACCAAGAAGCAGUUUGACAAAGUUCGAGAGGACAUGGAACUGUCCCUUGUGAGGAAUGCCCAGGCCCCACGGCACCGUCCCCAUGAGGUAGAGGAGGCCACAGGUGCCUUGACCCUCACCCGGAAGUGCUUCCGUCACCUGGCCCUGGAUUACGUGCUCCAGAUCAACGUCCUCCAGGCCAAGAAGAAGUUUGAAAUCUUGGAUUCUAUGCUGUCCUUCAUGCACGCCCAGUACAGCUUCUUCCAGCAAGGCUAUAGCCUGCUGCACCAGCUGGACCCCUACAUGAAGAAGCUGGCGGCCGAGCUAGACCAGCUGGUGAUCGACUCAGCCGUGGAAAAGCGGGACAUGGAGCGGAAGCACGCUGCCAUCCAGCAGCGGACGCUGCUGCAGGACUUCUCCUAUGAUGAACCCAAAGUGGAGUUUGAUGUGGAUGCGCCCAGUGGUGUGGUGAUGGAGGGCUACCUCUUCAAGAGGGCCAGCAAUGCCUUCAAGACAUGGAACCGGCGCUGGUUCUCCAUCCAGAACAGCCAGCUGGUCUACCAGAAGAAGGUCAAGGACGCGCUGACCGUGGUGGUGGAUGACCUGCGCCUGUGCUCCGUGAAGCCAUGUGAGGAUAUCGAGCGGCGGUUCUGCUUCGAGGUCGUGUCACCCACCAAGAGCUGCCUGCUGCAGGCUGACUCGGAGAAGCUGCGGCAGGCCUGGGUCCGGGCCGUGCAAGCCAGCAUCGCAUCCGCCUACCGGGAGAGCCCCGACAGCUGCUACAGUGAGAGGCUGGACCGCACGGCGUCUCCCUCCACGAGCAGCAUCGACUCCGCUACGGACUCUCGGGAGCGCAGCGUCAAGGGUGAGAGCCUGUUGCAGCGUGUGCAGAAUGUCGCUGGCAAUGGCCAGUGUGGGGACUGCGGACAGCCUGACCCCCGCUGGGCCAGCAUCAACCUGGGUGUGCUGCUCUGCAUCGAGUGCUCAGGCAUCCACAGGAGCCUGGGUGUCCACUGCUCCAAGGUGCGGUCCCUGACUCUGGACUCGUGGGAGCCGGAGCUGCUGAAGCUGAUGUGUGAGCUUGGAAACAGCACUGUGAACCAGAUCUAUGAGGCUCAGUGCGAGGGGCCGGGCAGCAGGAAGCCCACAGCCAGCAGCUCCAGGCAGGACAAGGAGGCCUGGAUCAAGGACAAGUAUGUAGAAAAGAAGUUCCUGCGGAAGGUGCCCUCAGCACCAGCCCGGGAGGCCCCUCGGCCCUGGCGGGCGCAGAAGUGCCACCGCCACCACAGCUCACCCCGAGCCCCCGCUGCACGCCGCAAGGUCCGCCUGGAGCCUGUCCUGCCCUCCGUGGCUGCCCUGUCCUCAGGUGCUGUGGAGCGCAAGUUUCGGAGGGAUUCUCUCUUCUGCCCAGAUGAGCUGGACUCCCUCUUCUCCUACUUUGAUGCAGGGGCUGCUGCAGCUGGUCCACGUAGUCUGAGCAGCGACAGUGGCCUAGGAGGCAGCUCUGAUGGCAGCUCGGACGUGCUGGCCUUCAGCGCAGGCUCCGUGGUGGACAGCGUCACGGAGGAGGAGGGUGCAGAGUCCGAGGAGUCCAGCGGUGAUGCGGAUGGAGAGGCUGAGGCCUGGGGCCUGGCAGACGUGCGUGAGCUGCACCCUGGGCUUCUGGCACACCGUGCUGCGCGCACUGGAGACCUCCCCGCACUGGCCACGGCGCUGGCGCACGGGGCGGAGGUCAACUGGGCCGACGCGGAGGACGAGGGCAAGACGCCAUUGGUGCAGGCGGUGUUAGGGGGCUCCUUGAUUGUCUGUGAAUUCCUUCUGCAAAACGGAGCAGAUGUGAACCAAAGAGACAGCCGGGGCCGGGCGCCCCUGCACCACGCCACACUCCUGGGACGCACGGGUCAGGUCUGCCUGUUCUUGAAGCGGGGAGCUGACCAGCAUGCCUUGGACCACGAGCAGCAGGACCCGCUGAGCAUCGCGAUCCAGGAGGCCAACGCGGACAUCGUCACGCUGCUCCGUCUGGCGCGCAUGGCCGAGGAGAUGCGAGAGGCCGAGGCGCCCCCGGGCCAGCCCGGCCCCCUGGCGGGGAGCAGCCCCACGGAGCUCCAGUACCGCAGGUGCAUCCAGGAGUUCAUCAGCCUCCACCUGGAGGAGAGCUAGGGCGGGCGACCGGCUCUGGGCCGCCCCGUCCCCGCCCGCUCCGCCUGUGGUGGCCGCCGGCUCGUUUCCUGAGAGCCCCAGUGCCUGGGCAGCCCUGGAGCCCGGGCUGCCUGCUCUGCCCUCCUCGGAGCUGUCCCGGCCCUGGGGCUGGGAGAGACUCCAACACUGAGUCUUAAGAAGCCCACAUUUCCCCUUGGGAGAUGCUGUGUCACCUGGUGCCCGUCACCACACCUGGGGACCCUGCGCCUUCAGGUGACCCCUUUCUUGGGCACCUGGGUUGCUUAUGUCACAAGCCGCUCUGAAGGCCCGGUGUCACCUUCUGCCCCUCGGACGCCCCUCCCUCCCGGGGGCCUGUGUCACUCUGUGCCCCUCCGUCCGUCCUAGGACCUGCGCCACUUCCUGUUCCUCUCUGCCUUCAGGGCCGGUGUCACCUCGUGCCCCCACCUUUACUGCCGUAGAACACUGACCUGCUAGUUGGGUCCCUCCUACACCCCCAGAGCCCCUCCGCUAGGCCCUACGGUUGGUGGCUGGCCACCAGCGCCUUGUGAGGGCUGAAGGGGCAGCCCAUCCAGGGAAUCAACCCGUGUACCUCACUUAGUGACCGGCGUCCAGGCUGGGCUUCUCGGGUGCUGGGGGGAGGGCUGUGGCCUGGGGCCUCAGCCCUGGCUGGACGCAGGCGUCCCAAGGCCAUGUAGCUGGCCACGCAGGCCCCAGUGCUGGGUGGCCAGAGACCUGUCCCUUGGCCCCGAGCCGGUGCAUAAAGGACUUUGGCACUUUCCACCUCCGCAUCCGACAUUCUUUAUCACAGACUGAGCGGGUUUUCUACAACGACCUCUUUCUCGCUUUUCUUGCGUCUUUUCUCCGUGGACUCUUGAGGAUGACUUUGACGCACCUGGCCCUGCCGGCUGCAGGGGGAGGCUCCUGCCGCUCUGCCCCGUCCCUCUCCGGCCUCAGCCCUCUAGCUGGGCCCUGGGGUGGCCUCAGCGGUCCCUCAGCUCACUCCCCAGGGCCCACCAGCUUGUUUGCUCUGCAGUCCCCCUUCCAGGAGCCCUGGGGCAGUGGCUGGGCCUCUCCCCAACUUGCGGCCUUGGUGUGGCCAAGGCCAGUUGUCUGGUCACUAUGCAAAAGCUGUCCAGGGAGGCUCUGUGCGCGGCAAGGUGGGUGCUACCCAGCCCCCCAACUCUCUUGCCUGUUGGCUGUGAGCCCUAAAGAGCAGAAUUAGCCCCCCUUCUUUCUCCCUGCUUGCGCUCUACCCCGACCUCCCCCCAGGACCUGCGUCAGGGCCUCGGGCUGGCAGGACCCGCCCCUGCUCCAGAUCACAGUUGAUAAUAAACUGCUGUCAUUGGC